This is a messenger RNA of Rhododendron vialii, 2025 nucleotides long. RefSeq names its product probable inactive purple acid phosphatase 29. Gene Ontology annotation, cellular component: cytoplasm. Gene Ontology annotation, molecular function: hydrolase activity, acting on ester bonds. The record is from RefSeq and is a predicted model, not a curated record. The transcript is spliced from 4 exons. NCBI's taxonomy places the organism in Eukaryota, Viridiplantae, Streptophyta, Magnoliopsida, Ericales, Ericaceae. The coding region runs from base 202 to 1353 and encodes 383 amino acids.
CCGAUUGACGAUAAGAAGCCAAGGCAGAUAAAAUGUCACCGUUGUAGAAUUGGAUUCUACCUUCUCCGUACAACCCCAUUUAUGAUUAGAUCUGGGUAGGUGUAUUUGCACUUGAUUCUGUCCAAUAAAACAAGAAGAAGAAGAAGAAGAGGAAGGAAUUGCCUCAACCAUCUUCGCACCCCUCAGACCUCUGGUUCCCCCAUGGCCAAUUUGCAUUUGGUUGUGGCGCCAUUUGUGGUAGUGCUCCUUGUUUCUUUCUCCUCUGCUUCUGCUUUUAAAGAACAAGGACAAUCGCUGAGGUUCAGCGAAAAGGGGGAGUUCAGGAUAUUGCAGGUAGCGGACAUGCACUACGGGGACGGAAAGACCACGCCGUGUGAGGACGUGUUGCCGCAACAAGUUGCGGGUUGCUCCGACCUCAACACCACCGCCUUCCUCCGCCGCAUGAUUGCUGCCGUCAACCCUCACCUCAUCGUUUUCACUGGGGACAACAUCUUUGGAUUUGAUGCAACAGAUGCAGCAUCCUCCAUGAAUGCUGCAUUUUCCCCCGCAAUUUCGUCCAACAUCCCCUGGGCUGCUGUUCUGGGAAACCAUGACCAAGAAUCUACGCUUUCUAGGGCAGGGGUGAUGAAACAUAUUGUUGGAAUGAAACACAGCUUGUCUCAGUUUAAUCCUGCUGAGGUUGAAGAUAUUGAUGGUUUUGGGAACUAUAAUCUUGAAGUCCAUGGGGUUGAGGGUUCAGCUUUCGAAAAUAAAUCAGUACUCAAUCUCUAUUUCCUUGAUAGUGGUGAUUACUCCACAGUUCCCUUCAUCCCUGGUUAUGGCUGGAUCAAACCCUCACAGCAGUUUUGGUUCGAAAUCACAUCCAAGAAGCUUCAGAGAGCAUACAUGAACGAGCCCGAGGCUCAAAAGGCACCUGCACCAGGGCUCGCAUACUUCCACAUUCCAUUGCCUGAAUUCGCAAGCUUUGACUCGUCAAACUUUACCGGUGUUAAGCAGGAAGGCAUUAGCUCUGCUUCAGUAAACUCUGGCUUCUUCACAACAAUGGUGGAAGCAGGUGACGUGAAGGCUGUUUUCAUUGGCCAUGAUCAUGUCAAUGACUUCUGUGGUGAGCUAACUGGCAUUCAUCUUUGUUAUGCUGGCGGCUUUGGGUACCAUGCUUACGGGAAGGCUGGGUGGGACAGGAGGGCAAGGGUGGUGGUAGCAUCUUUGGAGAAAACUGAGAAUGGAGGUUGGGGAGCAGUUAAGUCCAUCAAAACAAGGAAGUACCUUGAUAAUCAACAGCUCACUACUAUUGAUGUUCAGGUGCUUUGGAGCACUGGAAGCCGUAGAAAGAAACAGAUUGGCCGGCUUUGAGUGUUUUGCUGAGGUACAUUUAUCCAGUGAAGGCUAGGGAAGUGGAGAUCCAGUUCAGUGGACAUGUUUAGUUUUGUGAUGUUGCGUAAAGGCUUAGAUGUUGCGUAUUACACUUUGAGAGAAUUUUACAACAAUUUUACUGGAAACCGAAAGCAAAUGAAGUUAACUCAGAGAUGCUUAAUCAAAUCCUGACGUUGGUUGAAGAUGUGCAUUCUUGUGAAGCGUUCUCAUCGACUGAACUCUACGAGUUAUGCAGCACAUAAUAGGUGCUCAUUGGGAAACCCAAAUUUCGUUUCUACCACGUCACUGGAAACUUUUUUGUAUUCAAGGAAUUUGUUCGUAGAAUCUGUUCUCAGGAGGGAACAAUGGUUGCAGACGGUUGCUGAUACCUCAUAGAUCAAGGGGCAAAAGGAGGAAUCUGACCAAGGAGGGGCUUGCAUCUUUUAGUUAAUUGGUGACACAAUAGCUGACUAAGAUGAUGAUAAACAAGUGGUCCGAAAGGAUGAUUUUAAUUCUAGCGGGUUGCACAUCAAGUUCAGAGGUUAAUUACUACAAGCCGCAAGUUUUUGCGAUGGAAUAAGGAAAUACUGGAAUAUGUUUCCAACAUUGUUUUCGACGAUCAUUGUUCUGUUAUACUGCAAGCACUUUUCUUGUGGGCUGUGGCCAUCGAAA